AGACGCGCCGCUUGAGGCGGAACUGUCAUGGCUGCGCCCGUGUGUAGUCACGGGGUUCUGUUCUAAGGACAGCCCAUGGCAUGUGCCCUUUUUCAGAAAGAAGUUAACUUGUGUUGCACUUUGGGUAUUUGAAAGUGCGUUUGCAGAUAUCAAAAUGAAUAACAGAGCACAUACCUUCUUAUGGGGCAUCAGACAAUUCAGGACUUCAAUUCCAAGAAGCAGAGCUUUGAGGACAUAUUCUUUGGUAUUUUGCAAACCAGAAGUAAUUCAUUCAAAACGGAACCCAAGGAACCAUCUGCUAAAUGGUUUUGAUGAGGGAUUGCAGCCAUCUGUUAGAUACCUCUUUCAGGAUAUAUUUAUUUCAAAAUCAGUAGCUGGCUGUACUCAAACUAGAGGCAUAAUCCAUGCAGCUGGUUUUAAACUUGAUAGAAUACUUUGUCCUAGAAGACUGUCCUUUGACGCAAAACAUUCUUUUGUCUCUGAUGGGACAUCUGAUCAUGAUUUAAUGAAAACAAACUUUCAUCAUACCUCCACUGAAGAUGUGCUCACCAAGAAAAUGAGACCAACUCCUGUGAAUUAUAAAAAGCUGGCCCAGGAGUGCAACUCUCUGAGCGAUGUGCUGGACACAUUUUCAAAAGCGCCUACAUUUCCUGGUAGUAACUAUUUCUUAGCCAUGUGGAUAAUUGCCAAAAGGAUUUCAGAAGACAAGAGGCGCUUUGAGAAACAACUGAUGUUCAGUCACCCCGCCUUUAACCAGCUGUGUGAGCAAAUGAUGAGAGAAGCCAAGAUUAUGCGCUAUGACCACCUUUUGUUCAGUCUUAAUGCUAUCGUGAAGCUUGGAGUUCCUCAGAAUUCUCUUAUGGUACAGACUUUGCUGAGGACAAUUCAGGAGCGCAUCAGUGAGUGUGAUGAGAGAUGUCUUUCAAUUUUGUCGACUGCUUUAGUGACCAUGGAGCCGUGCAUGAAUGUGAACGCGCUUCGAGCAGGGUUGCGAAUCCUAGUUGAUCAGCAAGUUUGGAACAUAAAUGAUAUCUUCACUUUACAAACGGUGAUGAGAUGUAUUGGGAAAGAUGCACCAUUUGCUCUUAAGAAGAAAUUGGAGAUGAAAGCCUUGAAGGAAUUAGGCAGAUUUUCUGUCUUGAAUAGCCGGCAUAUGUUUGAAGUCUUAGCUGCCAUGGAUCACCGCUCUGUCGUCCUUCUGAAUGAGUGCAGUAAGAUUGUCAUAGAUAAUAUCCAUGGGUGUCCUUUUAAAGUAUUAAUCAGCAUACUGCAGUCCUGUAGAGACCUCCGAUACCAAAAUGAAGAUCUUUUCAAAAGCAUCGCAGAUUAUGUGGCUACAACCUUUGACAUCUGGAAGUUGAAACACGUUAUCUUUUUCCUCUUGUCAUUUGAAACUCUUGGUUUUCGACCUCCUGGUUUGAUGGACAAGCUUCUGGAGAAAGUAGUCCAGGAGCCUGGCUCUCUGACCGUGAAGAACAUUGUUUCUGUCCUUCAUGUGUAUUCUUCUCUCAAUCAUGUCCACAAUGUCCAGAACAGAGAGUUCCUAGAAGCUCUGGCAAGUGCGCUGACUGGCUGUCUUCACCAGAUCUCUUCUGAAAGCCUGUUGAAUGCUGUGCAUUCGUUUUGCAUGAUGAAUUAUUUCCCCCUGGCCCCUAUUAACCAGCUUAUCAAAGAGAACAUCAUCCACGAACUGCUGACUUCAGGUGACACAGAGAAGAAUAUUCAUAAGCUUCAUGUUUUGAAUACUUGUCUGAAACUUGAUGAAAGUACUUACAAAUGUAUACAUAUACCGUUGCCACAGCUGCCACUGACAGCCUCACAUCCAAACGAGAAGCUUGCAGAGGUGCUCAGCAGGCUUUUGGAAGGGGAUGGAUGCUUCUCGAGAAAUGUGCAGUUGCCACAUAAUUAUCACAUUGAUUUUGAAAUCAGAAUGGAUACUAACAGGACCCAAGUAUUUUCAUUUUCUGAGGGAGAUGCAAGUUCUGCCACAAACAUGCAGAGAGUGGCCGUGCUGUGUGUUCCUAAGUCUGCUUACUGUUUAAAUUCAAACCACCUCAGAGGAUUGAUGGCCAUGAAAAUUCGACAUUUGAAUGUAAUGGGCUUCCAUGUCAUCUUGAUCCAUAACUGGGAGCUGAAGAAACUAAAGAUGGAGGAUGCGGUCACAUUUGUGAGGAAGAAGAUCUAUUCAGAUGAAGCACUUGCCACUACUGACGAAAGCGUGUAAAGCUCGUAUUAAAUCAGACACUUGUCCGAACAUGCACAGUUGUGAAAUGACUUUAAUAAAGUCUGUGAUUCAGUCAUC
Molecule: messenger RNA, 2302 nt
Organism: Rattus norvegicus (Norway rat)
Lineage: Eukaryota; Metazoa; Chordata; Mammalia; Rodentia; Muridae
Gene: Fastkd2
Product: FAST kinase domains 2
Exons: 12
Coding region: 155-2224 (689 amino acids)
Biological process (GO): regulation of mitochondrial mRNA stability
Cellular component (GO): mitochondrial matrix; mitochondrial nucleoid
Source: RefSeq, marked validated